GUUGGUGUGUGUUGACGGUGGCCGGUGGCCGGUGGCCCAAGACUAAGUUAGCGUGGAGAGCCGCCCGCGCACCAUACCUCCGGCGCGAGUCGUAUAGCGCGCACGCCUUCGCCGCGCUGACGCCGAAUACCUUGAGAACUAACAAUCCGAUAGUGUUUACAAUUAGUCUCAAAUAAUUUUUAUAUCUCACAAGAGCCGUGAACGUUUUGUUGUACUGACGAGUGCUCGGAAGUGAAACGACAUUCCGACCGAGUGUCGUUCUUUAAUGGACGGAGUGUGUACGACUGUGUGUGUUGUUACUUUGCUCGGCCCCGGUGACUGGUUUUAGUUUAUAUUUCUCGGUAGUAGAGGAGACGUUAUUUGAAAGUGUUAAUCGUGCGGUCGCAACGCGGAGCUGCUCUUCAUAAUGUAAAGAUUUUAACCUUAAGGUAGAGGCCAGUUUUAAGAAAAAUGGCUCGCGGUACACUGAGUGAAAAGGAGCGUCAUUGCUUGGAAGCAAGCGCGAAAAGUCAGGCGGAACGAUUACAAGACUCGGAUAAAUCGAUUAGCGACAACAAACCCAACGGUCUCAGGGUGCGGUUCCUGGACGAGGAGGGAAAGACCGAGAGGAUGGUCAGCGCUGAUGAAGUCGACUGCACGCUCUCACGAGUCAAAAAAAUACACAUUCUCAAAAAUAGGAGUUCCAGUGAAACGAGCAUUCUCCUUAGGAACCCUUCCCUCAUAAAGAGGAGACUGAGUUGCGAGCGCCGGUACAGCGACGGGCAGUGUGAUACUUUGAACAAUAACUCUAUCAGUGAGAACCUCAACACGAACCGGAAAGAUGAUGUCGGAGACGCUCCUCAAAAGACAGAAGAUGUCGACAACACCAAAGACAGCCAGAACUUUAAGAAGAACUGCAACGUGUAUAGUGUGAAUCAAGCGAAGACGUUGACUUCGGAAAGAAAAAAAUCUAACCCUAGGACCAUACCAAAACUAAUCGCCCAUAAAGAGAAUGCGCAAGGAAAGUCUAUUCUGCCGGGCGAGGUGUGUCUGGCCGACGGUGUCUCGGGGAAGGACUUCACGACUCGAGCUAUAGGGCGGCUGUCUCGUGGACUGGGCCGUCUGCUGCGCCGCACGAACAGCGUCCGCAUCAGUGAACCUGAUCCCGUCUACAAAGUGGCAUACCUCGGAAAUGUACUCACCGGCUGGGCGAGAGGUGAAAGCUGCAUCGAGAAGCCACUUGCUACGCUAUGGCGUAAUUACCAACAGUCCACCAAACCGGAUGUGGUGAUGAAGUUAUCCGUCACCAAUUCUGGUCUCAAGGGCUUCACCAAAGAACACGGCCUCACAGAGUACUGGUCCCACCGCAUCACGUACUGCGCGAGUCCACCCCACUACCCUAAAUUAUUCUGCUGGGUUUAUCGACACGAGGGAAAGAAAUUGAAACAUGAACUUCGCUGCCACGCUGUUCUCUGCGCCAAAGAAUCUGUGUCAAAGAAAAUAACCGAGGAACUACAAGUGAAACUGAAACAAGCUUUAGUUGAAUUCAAAAAAGAUAGAAUAUCUAAACAGAAUGCAAGACUCAGUCUCGCAAAUAGCGUUUAUGACAACCCGAGCAUGCCUCGCAGAAAAAUCCUUCUGAGCGUAGGCGCUUUAAACUAUAAGCCACCUUUGGAGCGAUCCAAAUCAGCCCCUAAACUUGGUGCUAUCGAAGAACUCUGUUCAGAAGAAGACGAAGAGGAAGCAGAGAUGAAUGAAAGAAAAGAAAAAUUAACAGAGGUUGCAUACCAAUCCGCAUCUCAUACUUUGGAUCGGCGGCGAUCAGAAAUGAUGUCUUCUCGUAAGCUGUCUUGCCCCGAAGGUAUUAUGGAACGAAUAAAAUUAGCUACCAUAGGGUGCAAGGAUAUUGGUUCAGACACAUUAAUGAAUAUGGAGACUUUUGAAAAAGAAAUUCAACAUGAAAAUACUAGUCACAACGAUAAUGAGAACCUUCAAAGGACUUUAGAAACGAUACGCUCAGACAUGAAGACAAUAGAGGGUCACAAUAACCCACUGCUAUCUCAAAGUAACUUCCUCGUCACGGACAGCGACGAUGGAUCUGUUUCUUCGGGGUGCGAAACGGCGAGCACGGUUACCUCAUCGGACGCGGAACCAUCGUCUCUUCCAUCACAAUUUUCCCCUGAAGAAGUUCAAAAGGAGUUAGAUAUCGAGGAAGAGAGAGAGUCGGUAUUCGACAGACACUUUGAGAGUGCUUCGAUGAGGAACAGAAACUCCAUGAAAAUGGGCGUCGACGGAGACGAUUCGAGCACGGUCAGUUCCGACGAAGUCAGCCACGUGCCUAUGGGCGAAAGGAAUACCUUCCGACGGAGAUCCACGUAUCCUCCUCUGAGGUCUGACUCCAGUCUACUCGACGUACAGGACAAUUUCGAAACCCUGAUAGACAACCUGACCGACACGGAGAGUCUGAACUUCAGCGCGGAGACGGAGGUGUUCAAGAGCCACGGCGACAACGACAGCGCCUGCAGCGACGAGUCGGGCUACUCGGAGCUGCUGGACGUCAAGGAGAGCGUCAUCGGGAACACUAUCAUGGUCUAGACUGUAGAGGAACCGAUCAGACACGAAUCAAUGCACUUUCGUUAUAAUUUAUAAAUGGAGAUUUAGGUCGAUAAAUAUUUUAUUGUUUGUAAAUAUUUAGAUAUUAGUAUGUAUAUGUUCGUCGUCCAGUUGUUUUUAUUUCAAUCGUCUGUAUAUAUUGUAAUAAUUUUUAUGAAAAAUUAUUUUUUACGUUAACACACUUUAUAUCGGAUGACCGGAAUAAUUUGUUUGUUGUCUUGAGUUUAUAAUAUUUUGUGGAUCUUAGAUAAAUUAAACGUCUCAUUUGACGGAUCUGAUUGUAAAUUAUAGUCGGAGGUCUGGAGGUACUUACACAUUCCACGCUCGUACACAUUCACUGUUCGGGACAUUAAUACAUGUAUCGGUGUUAUUAAAGAUAUCAUUAUAAAA
Danaus plexippus (monarch butterfly) is the source of this 2982-nucleotide messenger RNA. RefSeq lists its product as uncharacterized. The transcript has 2 exons. The coding region runs from base 451 to 2574 and encodes 707 amino acids. The record is from RefSeq and is a predicted model, not a curated record. Lineage: Eukaryota; Metazoa; Arthropoda; Insecta; Lepidoptera; Nymphalidae.